AUGACGCGGGCUGUAUUUCAGUGGAUUUAUCAAAGUGUUUCCUUUGUCUACUGUCUUUUAAUUAUAUGUUUAGUCAUUGUGGAGAUCCGGCACCAUCGAGUCUAUGCGUGGUGAAUUUCCCUCUGGUCUGUAGUGUGGCAAUGAUUAUGCCUAGUGAUGGCGAAGUUCAUAUAUUUUCCGGUAAUUCAACGAUUUUAAAUAGGAUAUYUCAACGAUAGCCGAAGGCAGUUCAGUUGAGUUGCCUCGAAAAACUUGACUUCGACGCAAAUCCAGGCUAAUACAGUCAAUGUGACAAACCCCGCUGUCUUUGCCGCUAAGGAAGAAUARUGAAAUUGURAUUUAKCAACCUCGGCUGUGCAAUGAAGUUCGCAUCUCUUUAAUGCUGUAAUCUAACAAGACGAUUGCCUAUAGCGAUAUGCGUAUAUGACAACUCCUCAGAUGGUGAGAAUAAUGAUUCAGAUAUAACAAAGAUUAUUUAAUGGCUCGGAAGCUUUUACGGCAUUCAUACGUAAUUGGCACAAGCUUUUAAUUGACAAAGCUCUCGAUUAGAACCUCCUGUACAAGCUUUGUGACAGUAGAGUAAGGAACAAAGACUAAAGUCCAAGUCCUAUAGACUCCAAAUGCUGGCCUUUUAGCAACACGCAAGCGCCCCAAGCCAUCGUUGAGGGAGGUUAAGUCCCGUGUUGUUUUCCAAAUCAAGAGACUCUCGAAUGGAAAGCACUGACAAUAGCUGAUGCGCUUUUAAGAGAGAAGACAAUUUCUUCGAGAUAAAGCAAGAUUAGUUCAUUUUCAGUGMCACAGAAGACUUAAAACGACGAAUUAGAUACCCAGACAACCAAGUCAAAGGUUUGCGUUUGAAAUCCAAAACUACAAAUAAUGAACUCAAGUAACGAAAGCUUGCCAGUAUUGAGUGACAUGGCAUUCACUUUCCGUGUGAUGCGUUGGACUCUUUAUCCUUUAGUCAUGUUUUCAGGGAUUUUAGGAAAUAUUGUUGUUGCUCUUGUAAUUACCUUGAAUAGACCAAGAGACUUAAAGCCGUCAGUUCGGUACUUCAUUCUUAACUUGGCGAUAUCAGACCUGAUCGUUCUUGUGAUGUUUAUACCUUUUGACUUAGCUUACUUGGAGAUGUCGAUCUGGGUGUUUGGUGAAGCAAUGUGUAAAAUCGUGAAUACCUUGAAUUAUGCAUUUGUGACUGUGUCUGGUACUACGCUUGCUGCAAUCAGCCUCGAUAGACACCGCUCAAUCGUGUAUCCUAUCAAGAAACCUUUGAGUACCAGGAUGACCAAARCUGUUAUCGUCCUUAUAUGGGCAUACUCCAUUAUAACACUAGUGCCAUUCAUCGACUCUCUCCACGUUACUGAUCAGCUAAAUUGUAUCAACGACAGAAACUGGUGGCCAAGCGAGCUWGCAUUUCAGCUAACGUUUUUAUUCAGCUUAUUGGUUCCAGGAUGCGCCAUCCCGCUUCUUUGUAUCGGGCUYUGCUAUAUCUCGAUUGGUGUCAGCUUGAACCGACAAAGUAAAAGGCGCUCAUUUCGAAUAAGCCACCGUACUAGGCAAAAUCGUAAGACUAUAAAAGUAUUGACGUCUUUAGUGGCAGUAUACGCCAUAAGUAUCUUGCCUCAUUAUAUCAUUCUAGCCAUGGCUAUUUUCAAGCCAGUGCAGACAGCACAAUUGCCGUUCAUCCACGAGGCGCACGAGUUCAGUCGUCUCAUUAUGACAACAAACAGCUGUCUCAAUCCUAUCAUGUACAGCGCUAUAAGUAAAGAGUUCAGAGAUCGAAUGAGAUAUAUAUGUUGCAGGAGAAGGCUUAUGAUGAGAGGGAACGUGAAUCCGGUCAACGUUCCAGUCGUUAGGCUGAACUAUUUGACUCCGCAUCAGUUAUAAGUAACUCAGAAUGGCAGUAAUUCUCAUUUGGUGUUUCUAAGCAAGGUCUAAACUACUUUAGAGCUGCUAAGACCUAUUAAAAUUGGCAUCCUUGAACAAGUAACGAAUGUUACAUGGACAGGAGGAGCCGAAGGGUUCCUGGGAGAAAUAUAUCUGUUCUUAUGUCCCAGCCAGCUGUAAGUCACAACUGKCUGCCAGCGAGAAAUUCAGGAAAGAAACUCUC
Exaiptasia diaphana is the source of this 2107-nucleotide messenger RNA. RefSeq names its product neuropeptide FF receptor 2. Gene Ontology annotation, biological process: G protein-coupled receptor signaling pathway. The coding region runs from base 877 to 1884 and encodes 335 amino acids. Gene Ontology annotation, cellular component: membrane. The record is from RefSeq and is a predicted model, not a curated record. Gene Ontology annotation, molecular function: G protein-coupled receptor activity. The transcript has 2 exons. Lineage: Eukaryota; Metazoa; Cnidaria; Anthozoa; Actiniaria; Aiptasiidae.